This is a messenger RNA of Manihot esculenta (cassava), 1580 nucleotides long. Its product is annotated as solute carrier family 25 member 44. The coding region runs from base 162 to 1190 and encodes 342 amino acids. Lineage: Eukaryota; Viridiplantae; Streptophyta; Magnoliopsida; Malpighiales; Euphorbiaceae. The record is from RefSeq and is a predicted model, not a curated record. The transcript has 5 exons.
CUUUCUCCACUCUUCUUUUUCUCGUAGAAGCCACUGCACUUCCUCGGCUGAAUCCCAGGCAAACGGUGCCACUGCCACCUUUCAAAACUAAAAUUUUGCUUUGAUAUUGUGAUCUCCAAUUUUCGUUUGCCGACAUUCAAGAACUAGACAUUGAUUAAGUAAUGGCUGUUGAAACUGAGGUCGCAACUCCUUCGGAAUUGGCUCUGGCGGAUACCGAUGUCAAUUGGACAAGGUUGGACAAGACAAGGUUUCACAUCAUCGGGGCUGUACUGUUUACUGCUCAGCAAGCCUUACUGCAUCCAACUGCAGUAGUAAAGACGAGAAUGCAAGUAGCUGACUCUGGUCUCUCUCACUCGGGCGGAAUCUUUGUGUUCAGACAUAUACUGAGGAAUGAUGGUAUUCCUGGUCUUUUUAGAGGAUUUGGCACGUCUGCUAUUGGGUCAUUACCCGGUAGAGUACUUACUUUGACAUCACUUGAAAUGUCGAAAGAUGUGAUGUUGAAAUACACUGAAGGACUAGAUAUGUCUGAAGCAACGCGUGUUGGUAUUGCAAAUGGAGUGGCAGGCAUGUUAUCGAAUCUAGUUUCUUGUGUGUACUUUGUACCUUUGGAUGUGAUAUGCCAAAGACUAAUGGUGCAAGGGCUUCCUGGGACUACAUUCUGCAACGGGCCUUUUGCUGUCAUGCGUAGAGUGAUGAAGACUGAAGGGUUCCGUGGUUUGUAUAGAGGUUUUGGAUUGACAGCUGUAACCCAGUCCCCUGCAUCUGCACUUUGGUGGGGGGUGUAUGGUGCUGCCCAACACAUCAUUUGGAGGAGCCUGGGCUAUAGAGAUGAUAAGGAUGAGAAACCGUCUCAUUGGGAAAUGGUAGCAGUUCAGGCUACAGCAGGACUGGCGGCUGGCGCUUGUUCCUCAAUUAUCACUACUCCUGUUGAUACUGUAAAGACUCGCCUACAGGUUAUGGACAACUAUGGUGUUGGAAGGCCUUCAAUACUUAAGACGGCAAAGGCGCUAUUCAAGGAAGAUGGAUGGUGGGGUUUCUACAGAGGCUUUGGACCUCGAUUCUUCAACAUGUCGCUAUAUGGGACUACUAUGAUUGUUACCUAUGAAUUGACAAGUAGGUUUCUGCUCAAGUGCUGCUUGUUAAACAUAUGGGUAACUUUAGAAUUUCACUUCAACCAACAAAAUAACUAAUUGAUAGUUUUGGUGCUUGGACAUUUUUCACCAAGUUUUUGAUAUGCUGUAUUUUAGGUUCAUGCUUUUGAAGCACAUGUUCAAAUAUAUUUUGUUUUUUACUGUCAAUUUCAUAUUGUUUUCAUUUAGUUCUCUAGAAAUUCUCUAUCUUGCAAAAAAUUAUUUCUAGUCUUUUGCUCCCCAGCUUUCACUAUUUGGGAAACUUUUAUCCCAUCUAAUCAGAUAAAUUAAUAUCUGAUUACAGUUUAAACAAAUUAUAAGCAGAAACAUUGUUUGCAAAUGCAAGGAAUUUGGCUUCAAUCUGCCCUUUUUUUUUUCUUUUGAAGGCUCUAAAUGUGCCCUUCCGAAUUCCAAGUAUUGCAUAAUUCAUAAAAAUUUCUAUUUUGUUUU